AUAAAAGCCGUGACAAGUAAUUGAAAACGGAGCUAGUAUCUUCGGAUCUAGGGGCAGAAGUGGAAAUCUGUAGAGUUGAGGUUUCUUGCUCUCUCUCUCUCUCUCCGUUACAUUUUUAUUCCGUCUCAUCGUCGGCGACCUCGCCGCCGGCGAAGGGACGCAACAAACCAGACCCUCGAGGUAUCCUCUCGUCGACAGGCGUCGUCCCUCCUCUCCCCCGCCCUCUACUGGCACUCGACUUCCCUCUAGUGGAGAUCGAUCCGGACUCGGAUAGACUGCUGCGGAUUUAUGUGCUGCGUGGUGCCCAGUGCCCUACAAAUCCAAUCUGCCCACGCAUAGUUCGAUUUGGCUUUCCUUAAGCAAGCAAGAUCAAUCCAGCCGAGGCGCGGGCGCAGUUUAUUUUCGAUUUUUUUUGGGAGGGCUUCAACUGACUGAUUGAACCCCAUGGCUGACGUUGGUUCCGCCCCUGGCGGCGGCGGGAAGCCUCCGCCGUACAAGGACCCCGACGACGGGAGACAGCGGUUCCUCCUCGAACUGGAGUUCGUGCAGUGCCUCGCCAACCCUACCUACAUCCACUAUCUAGCACAGAAUAGAUAUUUUGAAGAUGAGGCAUUUAUCGGGUAUCUCAAGUACCUUAAAUAUUGGCAGCGUCCGGAAUAUAUCAAAUACAUAAUGUAUCCACACUGCCUUUUCUUUCUUGAGCUCCUCCAAAAUGUGAAUUUCCGAAGUGCAAUGGCACAUCCAGCAAACAAGGAGCUUUCUCAUAGGCAGCAAUAUUUCUUCUGGAAAAACUAUAGGAAUAAUAGACUGAAGCACAUUCUACCACGCCCUCCUCCUGAGCCAACUCCUGUGCCUGCACCUUCACAAGCACCCACAACGGUGCCCCUACCAGCACCAGUGCCGACACCUGCAGUUCCACCAGUUCCUGCACCGUCAUCAUAUUUGCCACCUGUGGCAGCAGUUGGUGCAUCUGCAAUGUCUCCUAUGCAGUUUGCUGGAACUCCUGGCACCAAUAUCCCAAAGAAUGACAUGAGAAAUGCUAUGGGUAACAGAAAGAGAAAGAAAGACGGUUGAGGCUCUCAACAUGCUUUGCAGGAGAGCCACAUCCUCUUCUAUGGAUGGGCUAGUGGAAUAUGAUGAACAACUCAACAGCGAUCAGCAUUGGAUGCAAGCGCACAGUAGCCGAUUCUGCGUUUUUUUGUGUGUUAUAUUCGGACUUGUAGCUGUCGCCAAGUUAGAACAAAUACUGCUUUGUAACAGCUGUAGAUGUAACUUAAGAUGUCAAUAUGCUCCUGAUUAACUAAAUCAUUUACCUUGGCCUUGUCGAGGUAAUUAAAUCUUUUUUACGGUGAAA
Molecule: messenger RNA, 1354 nt
Organism: Phragmites australis (common reed)
Lineage: Eukaryota; Viridiplantae; Streptophyta; Magnoliopsida; Poales; Poaceae
Product: mediator of RNA polymerase II transcription subunit 31-like
Exons: 6
Coding region: 445-1074 (209 amino acids)
Biological process (GO): regulation of transcription by RNA polymerase II
Cellular component (GO): mediator complex; core mediator complex
Molecular function (GO): transcription coregulator activity
Source: RefSeq, a predicted model, not a curated record